AUGAAACAGCACUUCAACCGCGAUCUUGAUCAUCAUAAGCUUCGGGGAUACGUUCUAAGGCGUGGAAAGCCAUUCAUUGAAUCAGCCAAGCCGGCAAAAUCGGCGCAUAUGCAACGUGAAAGGCUAACGCUUGAUGGCCAUCGGGAGCAGGUCGAGUCCCAAGUCAUCAUUGACCUCCAGCUUGCCUUCAACCACCAAAUAAAUAGCAGACCGAAGAUAGGACUAGACGACGUCGUGAGCAAAAGAUGA
Molecule: messenger RNA, 249 nt
Organism: Venustampulla echinocandica
Lineage: Eukaryota; Fungi; Ascomycota; Leotiomycetes; Helotiales; Pleuroascaceae
Exons: 2
Coding region: 1-249 (82 amino acids)
Source: RefSeq, a predicted model, not a curated record